Molecule: messenger RNA, 2720 nt
Organism: Sceloporus undulatus (fence lizard)
Lineage: Eukaryota; Metazoa; Chordata; Lepidosauria; Squamata; Phrynosomatidae
Gene: LYPD3
Product: LY6/PLAUR domain containing 3
Exons: 5
Coding region: 35-1099 (354 amino acids)
Cellular component (GO): plasma membrane
Source: RefSeq, a predicted model, not a curated record
GCCAAAGCAAGACUGGGAUUUACCAACCAUAGCCAUGGGAACCUGUCUCCAUCUUCAUGGCUGCCUAUCUAUGCUACUGGUGGCAUUCUUCAUGCAAGGUGUCUUGGCACUAGACUGCCACAGCUGCGUGGACCAUGGUGACGGUGGCUGCAGAGCAGAGAACAUAAAGAAAGUGAAGUGCCCAUCAUCCACAUCUGUCUGUGUGGAAACUGUGGCUGCGGUCGAAUGGAGUCAUGGGAAGUUCUCAAUUGGGGAGAAGGGUUGUGGAUCAGGCAUACCAGGAACCAAUGACAAAGCUGUAGCCAUACAUGGCAUCUAUGCCUUCUCCCAGUUACACCAGUGCAACAAAAGCCGCUGCAACAACAAACUGGACAUCAAAACCCUGGAACUGCAACCCAUGGAUAAUGUGAGCGCAAGGGUUCCAAAUGGUGUGGAGUGUUACAGGUGCAUCGGUGAUGAGUGUUCGAUAAACAACUCAACCAUAGUCAAAUGCUAUGACUCUUUCCGUGGUUGCUUCCAUGGCAAUGUCACAAUGAAAGCAGGCAACUUCUCAUUGACCAGGCCUAUCAAAGGCUGUGUUCAGGACGAGGAAUGUACUAAGGUAUCAAAAGGAAGCCAAGCUGUCACCCUUGUGGGUUCCUGUUGUUCUGGCAGUCUCUGCAACAUUGACCUCUCCAACAAGACACACUUUGCUUCCAAGAUUCCACGGCUGGAGUUUAUGCCUGGCCAAGAUGCUAACAGUACUGCAACCUCAACCUCUUCUGCAAACACUCACCUCAACAUACCAGACCCUUCCGCUGUCAGCAAACCAACCCAUUCGGUUACUGUGGACCCAUCACUGUCCAACCAUCAUGAGAAUAGUCAUGGCCACAACCAUGACCACAAUCACGACCAUGAUCAUGACCACGACCACGACCAUGACCAUGACCACGAUGAUGAAGAAUUCACCGCAGAGAGAGACGGGAACAUUGCCACUUCAGUGAAAGUGGAAGAACGACACAACCAUCAAGCUCAGCAACCUGAUGGCACAAAAGGGGGUGCAGCAGGCUUGGGGGGAUCGGUCUUGCUGUUCUUGUUGUUGGCUGGCUUGUUCAUAUGAAGAAAAAUCAAAGAGGUGGCAUGAUAUUCAACUUCUUCCUUUCUCCCUCACUAUUUUGGUCCCAUCUGAAUGCAUGUUUCCAUCAUAGUUUGGCUUGACUGUUCCUACUCAGAGGAGAGUUUGGCCUACCUACUCUUAGCAUGUUUUGAAAUUAAUGUGACUUUUUUAUCCUAUCUGAUCCCAUCAGUGAUAUAUGCCCUGCAUAAUGCUAUUUGCAUAUUGGAAGCCUGCUCCCAUUACAUUUGUGUAUUCUCUUUGCCUUGUUUUACAGGCAUCCAUUUUGUAGCACAUGGCAUGGACUGGCUAGAAUCAGCCGAUAUCCUACAAGGCAAAGCUUUGUGUUAUGUUGUUAUGUUUAUAUGUAUCAAAACUCUGUUCUGUUCUUAUGAAACAAAUUCCUACUGUGUGAGAGCCUUCUUGUGUGCUCAUUAUGCAACCAACAUGUAACCGUUCUGGACCUAAUAAUUUAGAUCUAAUAAUCUAAUACUGAGUUUCUGUCUCAGCAAAACCAAUACUGUGCAACUGAUCAUCCUCAUGCUUUUCUUGUGCAACUGGCAUGCUACUCCUUGUACAGAAUUCAUUUGUAGUAAGAGCCAUUGACAGUUUCCUUUCUUCCAAUAAUAGUUGAUGUUCCCAAGAAUGAAUGUUAUCCCAGCUUUCUAAUAUUCGACACCAGUCAGAGACAAGAUGCAUUCGUUUUAAUUUAAAUAAAGUUAUAAGGGUAAUGAAGUCAAAAGAAUGAAGGCAAUGAAAUCUAAAGAGGAAACUCUUUACGUGACCCCUAAUCCAAGCAAUUUUGGAAAUGGCUGAUUUCAAAAUAGGACUGUCAUUCAGGAUAUAAAGGAUUGGGAUCCACUUGACAGCUGUCUGAAAGAGCUGCAAGAUUUUGAAAUGAGGUAAAAUCUUCCCAUUUUGAAAAUUUGGAUGCUGAUCCUGAAAGCUGGUGUUUGAGUUUGGAAAUCAAAAUCAGAAAUUCAACAGGUAUAGCUUUUCAGCUUUGCAAGGAGCUUUAUCCUUCCUGGCUCAGUAGUUGAAAGGAGCUAGUCUAUACUCCAAUUGAUGAUAACUCUGUGAAGUACUGACUGCUCUUGCUACUCUCACCACUAAGCAGAGAAUCUUCAAUCCCUGAUUUUGAAUUUUAAAUAUUUGCUUGAUUUGCAAAAGCUGAAAAUAUUUGCCAUUAGAUUUGUAGAGAACCCAUAGGGCCAGAGGAUAUACAUUUCAACUGAAAUGCUAUUGAAUUGAUUCUUAAGACAUUCUUGAUACAUCUCUCCAAAUAAUCCAGGCUGCAGCACAGCCCAUAUUAAAGAAUUAUUUGUAACUAUGCAAUCCUUUUUUAAUGCUAUCAGUAAGUCAAUGGUCUUCCCCCACUUGGGCAUAUCUGCAACUCAACAAAUCAGAUUCAUGCCCAAUUUCUGUUCAAUACAGCCCUUCUUGAUCUCAAGUUCUCUUGGGGUUCUGAAGGAGACAAAAUGGCAUUUAAAAGGUAUCCAUUUUUCUCCUUUUGUGUUUCCUGUUCUUUUGUAAAUGUUUCCAGACUGAACUCUUGCAAAGAUGAGAAAUAGUAGGAGGCACUGGCGCUGAAGGGGUGUGCAAAUAAAGACAUUACAAUUUGGAUGAA